This is a messenger RNA of Coccomyxa subellipsoidea C-169, 384 nucleotides long. RefSeq lists its product as hypothetical. The transcript has 4 exons. The coding region runs from base 1 to 384 and encodes 127 amino acids. Gene Ontology annotation, molecular function: metal ion binding. Lineage: Eukaryota; Viridiplantae; Chlorophyta; Trebouxiophyceae; Coccomyxaceae. The record is from RefSeq and is a predicted model, not a curated record.
AUGCAGGGCGCCCAUGUUCCCGAUGUCAUCCCUCUCCAGGGCAACCUACUGGACGCGGAAUUCAGGACCGACGAUUUUCGCAUCAAUUAUUUCAAGGUGACGGAGUGUUCCAACAUCGAGCCACACGAUUGGACCCUGUGCGCAUUCGCACACGUGGGAGAGAAAGCCAGGAGAAGGGGGACUGCUGCAUUUAAGUAUGUUGCCACAGCAUGCCCUGACUUCCGCAAGGGGACAUGCAAGCGUGGUGACCAGUGCCCGUUUGCCCAUGGAGUCUUUGAGAGCUGGCUGCACCCUGGCAGAUAUCGCACGCAACUGUGCAAAGACGGCCUCGAAUGUGAUCGCCCCGUCUGCUUCUUCGCGCACAGCAUAAAGGCAAGUCUUUGA